AUGGCUGCUUCCGAUUACAAGUUCGAGGGCUGGAUGGGCCUUGACAAGAACUCCGUCGGCAACAUGGUCUGGCAGGAGUUCGAGCCCAAGCCCUGGGAGGAGUCCGAUGUUGACAUCAAGGUCACCCACUGCGGUAUCUGCGGAUCCGACUUGCACACUCUCAGAAGCGGUUGGGGCCCCACCAUGUACCCCUGCUGUGUCGGUCACGAAAUCGUCGGUGUCGCUGUUCGCGUUGGCUCCCAGGCCGAGGGUGAUAUCAAGAUUGGAGACCGUGUUGGUGUUGGUGCUCAGAGCGACUCUUGCCGCGGCCGCAACGGUGACUGCGAGGAGUGCGCCUCUGGUCUUGAGCAGUACUGCCGCCACUCCAUGGUUGGCACCUACAACGGCGUCUACCAGAACGGCGGCAAGUCCUAUGGCGGUUACUCCCUGUACCACCGCUCUCCCUCUCGUUUCGUUGUUAAGAUCCCCGACGCCAUCCCCUCCGCCCAGGCUGCGCCCAUGCUCUGCGGUGGUAUCACCGUGUACUCUCCCCUGAGACACUACGGCUGCGCUCCCGGCAAGCGUGUCGGUAUCAUCGGUGUUGGUGGUCUUGGUCACUUCGGUAUCAUGUUCGCCAAGGCCCUUGGCGCCGACAAGGUCGUUGCCAUCUCUCGCAAGAACAACAAGAAGGAGGAUGCUCUGAAGCUCGGCGCUGAUGCCUACAUCGCCACCGAUGACGAUGCCGACUGGGCCAAGAACAACGCCCGCUCCCUCGACCUCAUUGUCUCCACCGUCUCUUCCUCCAAGAUGCCCAUGGUGGACUACGCCACUCUGCUCGACCUCGACGGUUGCUUCGUCCAGGUCGGUGCUCCCGAGGACGGUGCCCUUGAGAUCCCUGCCUUCGCUUUGAUCGGCAAGCGUGCCAAGCUGGGAGGUUCCCUCAUCGGAGGCCCCAACGAGAUCCGUGAGAUGCUUGCCCUGGCUGCCGAGAAGAAGGUCCAGCCCUGGAUCGAGGAGCGUUCCAUGAAGGACGCCAACAAGGCCGUUGUGGAAAUGGACGCUGGCAAGGCUCGCUACCGCUACGUCCUGAGCAACGAGCUGUAA
Molecule: messenger RNA, 1083 nt
Organism: Aspergillus neoniger CBS 115656
Lineage: Eukaryota; Fungi; Ascomycota; Eurotiomycetes; Eurotiales; Aspergillaceae
Product: NAD(P)-dependent alcohol dehydrogenase
Exons: 3
Coding region: 1-1083 (360 amino acids)
Biological process (GO): alcohol metabolic process
Molecular function (GO): zinc ion binding; alcohol dehydrogenase (NADP+) activity
Source: RefSeq, a predicted model, not a curated record